CUCAUGUAAAUCAACUGUUCAAUGCAGCUAGUACCUCGUGAGCGCUGGCCAACGAAUCCACGACGGCCCGCUAUACUUCGCCGGUUGUUGGUCAGUAUCCUCGGCUUGGCCGUGCUCCGUGGUCAUCUUCACCAUCAAAGACACGUUUUUAACAGCUUCGUUCGCACAUGCGACUGUAGACUCGCAGUCUUUGCCACCUUCACACCAUCAAGUCUGUUGACUCGUCACUCUUUUCCUAAUUCAGUCAUUCAGCUGCCGUGGUGUUGUUCUGUCCCUCUUUACUGAAAUACUCUUCAAUUUGCACGGCCUAUCGUUCAUUUUCUUGCUUGAUCUUUGAGCUUAUACACUAUUAUAUUUAAUCGUAAUGAGGGCCAUUGGUUCUGUAGCCGCUUUUGCGGUAACAGCCGCAGCGUUCACAACGCCUAUCAUCUGGGAUGAGCCUAUUUCCGACCCUCUUGGUCCCCAGUGGGACACCGCUGCUCCUCAAGUCAACUCGACCUAUGAGUACGUGAUUGUGGGCUCUGGAGCUGGAGGCGGUCCUCUGGCUGCACGUCUAGCUCUUGCUGGAUACAGUGUGUUGCUUAUAGAUGCCGGAGAGGAUCAUCAUAUGGAAAAACAAGUACAGAUUCCAGCUUUGAAUGGAUACGCCUCAGAGUAUAACCCAAUCAGAUGGGAAUACUUCGUUGACCACUACACGAACGAGACACAGGCGAAGCGAGAUAGCAAGUAUACUUACUUGACUGCGGACGGCCAGUAUUAUGUUGGACUCGACCCUCCCGAAGGCGCAACACCUCUUGGAAUUUACUAUCCUCGUACUGGUGCCCUUGGUGGAUGUACCGAGCACAACGCUCUGGUCACUAUCAAGCCGACGGACAAAGAUUGGGAUGAUAUUGCUACUCUUACUGGCGACGACUCAUGGAGCUCAUCCAACAUGUUGCAAUACUUCGAGAGACUGGAGGCUUGCCGAUACCUGCCUAACAGCGUUGUCGGCCACGGCUAUACGGGCUGGCUGCAAACACGGUUGACUCCCGUUAUUCUGAUUGCGGAGGAUCUCAAAGUCGCUUCUCUAGUCAUUGCCGCCGCCACUGCUAUGGGAAAGGGUCUUUUGGGCGCUAUCGUUGCUACAGUGACUGGUCUCACAAACAUCCUUACCCUCGAUGUCAACACUCCGUCUAGCUCUCGCGACGAUGGUGAGCUAAUAUACCAGAUUCCCAUGUCCGCCAACGAGGAUUAUGCGCGUUCAGGUCCCCGUGAUUUCGUCGUUUCAGUCGCCAACGCCACCAACAGCGACGGUUCCAAGAAGUACAAGCUUGACAUCGCACUCAACACCCUCGUUACCAAGGUCAACUUCGACACCUCUGCAGCAACGCCUCAGGCAACUGGUGUGAGCUAUCUUUUUGGACAAUCACUCUACCGCGCCGACCCCCGGGCUAGCAAGUCCGACGGUGGUGUUUCUGGUCAAGUCUACGCUAGCCGCGAGGUCAUCCUUGCUGCUGGGUCCUUUAACACUCCUCAGCUUCUGAAGCUCUCCGGUGUCGGUCCGACUGCCGAGCUCGAGUCCUUCGAUAUUCCUGUCGUCAAGGACCUUCCUGGCGUUGGUGGCAACAUGCAGGACAGAUAUGAGUUCGGUGUCGUCGGAGAGUCUAGCACCCAGUUCUCCCUUUUGAAGGAGUGUACUUUCCUCGAGGGCGAUGACCCAUGCUACGACAACUGGAUUAACAACAUUGGUGAUCUCAAGGGAGGGUACACCACCAACGGCAUUGCUUUUGGCUGGUUGCACCACUCCUCGGUGGCAGAGAAGGGCGACGAUCCCGAUCUGUUCUUGGGCGGUGUCCCUGCUUACCUCAACGGCUACAAGCCUGGCUACUCCAUAACUUCUACUGAGGGUCUCAACACUUGGACAUGGUUGACUCUGAAGGCUCAUUCCCGAAACAACGCCGGAACCGUCAACAUCACUUCCACAAACCCCCGUGACACUCCAAAGAUCGUCUUCCGCUCUCUCGGCGAAGGUGUUGGGGGCGACAAGGACCUGCAGGCUAUUGUCGAGGGCAUGAAAUACGGAAUUAAGGCUUUUGAUAGCUUGAUUCCUCUCGACGGUAGCUUCGAGCGUGUCUGGCCUCCUACCAAUGUGUCUACCGAUGAGGAGUUGGCGCAGUUCGCCCGGGAUGAGGUUUGGGGUCACCACGCUUCUUGCACUUGUCCCAUCGGUACAGACGACGAUCCGUUGGCUGUGCUUGACAGUGACUUCAAGGUUCGUGGCGUCGAAGGUCUGCGUGUUGUUGAUGCCUCUAUUUUCCCUAAGAUUCCUGGUAUGUACAUUGUUACUGCCAUUUACAUGGCCAGUGAGAAGGCUGCGGAUGUCAUUAUUGCCGCUGCGGAGUCUUCGUAAGCAAAUGUCGUCGGAACAAACAAGAUCUCAACUUCCAGUGACUUGUACUAGUGGGUAGUUUACAUUUUCUAGUGUAUAUACACAAGUGGUAUUAAACCUGAUAUGCUCAUUCUUUUCAAUACUUGACUUUCAAUAAUUGAAUGGAAUUUAUGCCCUCUCAUGUCGUCUACCUAUGAGUCUGAUUUUGCAGAAGAUUGGAUG
Molecule: messenger RNA, 2590 nt
Organism: Truncatella angustata
Lineage: Eukaryota; Fungi; Ascomycota; Sordariomycetes; Amphisphaeriales; Sporocadaceae
Product: GMC oxidoreductase
Exons: 3
Coding region: 365-2389 (674 amino acids)
Molecular function (GO): flavin adenine dinucleotide binding; oxidoreductase activity, acting on CH-OH group of donors
Source: RefSeq, a predicted model, not a curated record